GGGGGCACUGCUGCUCCUUCCUCUCACACAAACAGCGGCUAACGCUAACUAGCUCACGAUGGCCGGACAGGAGGAUCCAGUGCAAAGGGAAAUUCACCAAGACUGGGCGAACCGUGAAUAUAUCGAAGUGAUCACCAGCAGCAUUAAGAAAAUAGCCGAUUUCCUCAAUUCCUUCGAUAUGUCCUGCAGGUCUCGUUUAGCCACUUUGAAUGAGAAGCUCACUGCUUUGGAGAGGAGGAUUGAGUACAUUGAAGCCAGAGUCACAAAAGGGGAAACCUUGACUUAAACAUCGUCCCGGGUCGAUGCCGAGGUCAAGAUGAUGGCUACGAACACUCACCUCCUGUCUUUAUCAUUUACUUUAAUUAUUCAAACAAAAAUUCUAUUGGUUGGCUAUUGUAGAUCAGUUAAUUUCUGUAUGGGACCAUUGUGAUGACGUCUAUGCUAAAACAGAUAUUUGUUCUUCCUCAUUUCAUGCCUGAUUAUGGCUGAGGUUAUACUGUAUCUGGUCCUCCAUUUUUUUUUUUUUUAAUUUUUUUUUUUUUUUUUAAUCUGUCAGGCAACCCAUUACUGUCUCUGUGGUGCUUGUUCAUGCAAACAGCCCAAUGUUGUAUUUCGUUUGGUUCUGACCUGCUAUUAAACAACAGUUGAGCUAACUUUGACACUCCAUGCAAAAUAUAUUAACGGUCAUGCAAAUAUAGAUUGAAAUAACCAUGGAUAAACAGUAAUUAUGCCUUGUUUUUAUUAUUGAGAACUAAUUAUUUUUUGAGUUUUGAUUUACCCUCCUGUGUUUUACCAGAGUCUAUUCUGUUCUUGUUAAAUUACAAAAGGAUGUUUAAAAUACAUUGCUGCCUGCUGUACAUUUAUCAUGCAGCAAACAUCAUGAGAAAUGUUUGUUAGAGGUGGGGGUGGAUGGAAAGCACUAAAGUGCCAAUCAGACUGUUUUAAAGUGUUUAGUGCUUCUCUCUAGCUACACAAUUUUAUGUCUAAGUGUCUGUUAUGAUGUUUUUGUGGUUAAACAUUGAAUAAAAACUCAGUUAAAUGGU
Ctenopharyngodon idella (grass carp) is the source of this 1043-nucleotide messenger RNA. RefSeq names its product BRICK1 subunit of SCAR/WAVE actin nucleating complex (gene brk1). Gene Ontology annotation, molecular function: protein-containing complex binding. NCBI's taxonomy places the organism in Eukaryota, Metazoa, Chordata, Actinopteri, Cypriniformes, Xenocyprididae. The transcript is spliced from 3 exons. Gene Ontology annotation, biological process: regulation of actin polymerization or depolymerization; cell motility; actin filament organization. Gene Ontology annotation, cellular component: SCAR complex. The record is from RefSeq and is a predicted model, not a curated record. Bases 59 to 286 code for a protein of 75 amino acids.